Molecule: messenger RNA, 2230 nt
Organism: Pelobates cultripes (western spadefoot toad)
Lineage: Eukaryota; Metazoa; Chordata; Amphibia; Anura; Pelobatidae
Source: the annotation of a GenBank genome assembly
CGUCGGUGUUUACACGCGCCCCAACGAAUAUGGCCGCCACUACACUUCCGGGUUUGGAGGCGUGCGCAGCUCGGGCCAGUCUGAUUAAAGCGAGUGAGUCACCCGGAGGCAGACAUGGCACAGGGAGCGCGGAAACUAAAAGCCCAACCAAAGAAACCCACAGCCAGGAAACCUACCGGCAUCAGGAAGGGGGGUGAGUGAUCGGAGGACAACGUGCAGCAGCUAUACUAAAUAAUAUUAUUAUACAGCUAUACUAAAUAUUAUUAUAUUAUUAUACACCUAUACUAAAUAAUAUUAUUAUACAGCUAUACUAAAUAAUAUUAUUAUACAGCUAUACUAAAUAAUAUUAUCAUACAUCUAUACUAAAUAAUAUUAUUAUACAUCUAUACUAAAUAAUAUUAUUAUACAUCUAUACUAAAUAAUAUUAUAUUAUUAUAAUACAGCUAUACUAAAUAAUAUUAUAUUAUUAUACACCUAUACUAAAUAAUAUUAUAUCAUUAUACAUCUAUACUAAAUAAUAUUAUAUUAUUAUAAUACAGCUAUACUAAAUAAUAUUAUUAUACAGCUAUACUAAAUAUUAUUAUACACCUAUACUAAAUAAUAUUAUAUUAUUAUACAGCUAUACUAAAUAAUAUUAUAUUAUUAUUAUUAUACAGCUAUACUAAAUAAUAUUAUAUUAUUAUAAUACAGCUAUACUAAAUAAUAUUAUAUUAUUAUACACCUAUACUAAAUAUUAUAUCAUUAUACAUCUAUACUAAAUAAUAUUAUAUUAUUAUAAUACAGCUAUACUAAAUAAUAUUAUACAGCUAUACUAAAUAUUAUUAUACACCUAUACUAAAUAAUAUUAUAUUAUUAUACAGCUAUACUAAAUAAUAUUAUAUUAUUAUAAUACAGCUAUACUAAAUAAUAUUAUAUUAUUAUAAUACAGCUAUACUAAAUAAUAUUAUAUCAUUAUACAGCUAUACUAAAUAAUAUUAUUAUUCUUAUUGUACAUCUAUACUAAAUAAUAUUAUAUUAUUAUACAUCUAUACUAAAUAUCAUACAUCUAACUGUUAUAAUAAAUAUUAUACAUCUAACUGUUACUGUUGGGUGUUAGAACGGCACGCUGUACGUGUUGCCGGGUGUAAGAGCGGCACGCUGUACGUGUUGCUGGGUGUAAGAAUGGGAGAUACUGGGACUGUAUAAAUUAUAUUAGAGAUUCUCUUUGGAUUGAACAAUAACUAAAACCUUUCUUUUUGCUCAUACCUUGUGUGUGUGAAUCUGUAAUCUCAUGAUCAUUUCCCCAACAGGCAGAGUAAUCGCCCCCAAGAAGACUAGAGUGAUUCACCAACAAAAACUGAAAGCUGUAAGUACCGAAUGUGACCCAGCCUUCACGUUGCAGCACGUCACUGUUUGGUUUUUAUGUUCUAAUUUAUUUCUUAGAGCCAUGCAUUUGGUCCAUUUAUCACAAUAGCCUGUGUGUCAGUUGAUCAGCUUUAUCCCUCUGCAUUUUCUAACUUCCCUGUGUGAUUCCUCCACUGGCCCUACCUCUCCAGUCUGCUCCUCCUUCCCAGGGAAUUUCUCAUUCUCCUUUAUGGUUCCUUUCACUUUCUAUCUUACCUGCGUGGCUUUCUCCAUUCUUACCUUGCAGCUAUCCCAUGUGGCUCCCUCCCCUCUCAUUUGACUCUCUCCACUGCCACUUUCUAACUCACGUGGCUCUGAUGUAGAGCCCUUGUCACUGAGGCAAUGUGUGCAGAGAGAGAACGUUGUUGAAGAUUUAAAAAGUAACAUGGUAGCUGUCAUCCUGUGUCUUUAAUGUAACUCCCCCUAAUUCCCUUUGUCCCUGUGUCCCAUCACACACUCACAUAUAUAUAUUUAUUCUCUUCUCAGAGUCUCGAAGUGCAGAUUCGUAGCAAGAUUGAGCAUGAGGUCACCAUGAAGGCCAGCGCAAACAUGCCCAAAAAACUUGCCGUUCUCAAGGCCCCGGCACAGAGCGCAGGGAAAAGUUCAAACACAAAGAACAAAAAAGGACGUGGAAAGAAAUAGCCAAGCGCAAGGAGCAUGCUGGGGGUGGGCAGUGGAAAUUAAUUUUUACAUUUUUAAUUUUCAUGUCAGAUGUAUUCACUGAGAAUCCUUUUUCGUAACAAUUAGUGAUCACGGAUAUGGACCACAUGAGAAUUUAAAAUAAUGAACUAUAGAUCAGAAAUCCGUAUUUUAAAUAAAGGUCAAUAAGUAACACUGUGCAGAUUUA